This is a messenger RNA of Aspergillus uvarum CBS 121591, 748 nucleotides long. RefSeq lists its product as uncharacterized. The transcript is spliced from 2 exons. The coding region runs from base 241 to 480 and encodes 79 amino acids. The record is from RefSeq and is a predicted model, not a curated record. NCBI's taxonomy places the organism in Eukaryota, Fungi, Ascomycota, Eurotiomycetes, Eurotiales, Aspergillaceae.
GUUGAACGAGACACGAACAACGCACAUCGUACCAUCCACAAUCCAUUCGCCAUCCCAAUCCCAAGCACCGAAGAUUAAGGAAGGCAAAUGCGCGAUGAAACGAUAUAAGUACUCCCCCCCCCCAUCUCUACCACUACCACUCUCUCCAUCUCCAUCCGAGUACACCAACCGAGAUCACCAGAACAAGCCCCAACAAACCCAUUCUCUUUGCAAGAAGACCUCAGCCCCAGCCAAGCCAGAAUGCGCUUCAUCAUCCCCCUCACCCUCCUGCUCACCUCGCUGGCCCUUGCGGUGCCCACCGCCGACGCCGAACCGGACACCGUCGAGGCAGCGGGCGGCGACGACGCCGCGCCCGCCCCGGCGGACGAGGCCAACACCCAGUGGUGUCGGAAGGGAUAUGACAAGUGCAUGAACAAUUGUCAUCGGAGCCAUGGCGGGCAGAAGUGUUAUCAUGCUUGUUGGGUGCAUUACUGUCAGUGAUUGCGUUGCCGCUUGCUGGGAGGGAAGAAGGAAUUAGAAAUUGGGAGUGAGGACUAGGGGUUGAGGUUGAGGUUGAGGUUUGAGGUUCGAAGGAGAAGGGGAGCACGGCUCGACUCACUGGGACAUGGCAGGGGAGGUCGGGGCCGGUGUGGAAGAGGGCAAUUCCUGAGCUUCUAUCAUUGUUGACGUCAACUGAAGGAUCAUGGGACAUCCAGCUACUGUCAUUCAUUAUAUAUAUAACCUAACCUACGAAAAGAGAACAUUGCGC